Jaculus jaculus (lesser Egyptian jerboa) is the source of this 1947-nucleotide messenger RNA. RefSeq names its product dual specificity phosphatase 7 (gene Dusp7). Gene Ontology annotation, molecular function: protein tyrosine/threonine phosphatase activity; MAP kinase tyrosine/serine/threonine phosphatase activity. Bases 42 to 1304 code for a protein of 420 amino acids. NCBI's taxonomy places the organism in Eukaryota, Metazoa, Chordata, Mammalia, Rodentia, Dipodidae. Gene Ontology annotation, biological process: protein dephosphorylation; negative regulation of MAPK cascade. The transcript has 3 exons. Gene Ontology annotation, cellular component: cytoplasm; cytosol. The record is from RefSeq and is a predicted model, not a curated record.
CCUCCCCCUCUCCCCUCCUCCGGGUCGCCCGCGCUCCCCAUAUGAAAACCCAGCUCCGCGGCCCCCCAGCGCGGAUGCACAUGUCGGCUUCGGGGACGGCUGCGGCUGGGGGCACCCGGGCGGCGGGAUCGGAGCCCGGUGCGGGGUCAGGAUCGGGCGUGGGUACCGGAACGGGAACGACGACGGGAGCCGGAGCCAUGCCGUGCAAGAGCGCCGAGUGGCUGCAGGAGGAGCUGGAGGCGCGCGGCGGCGCGUCCCUGCUGCUGCUCGAUUGCCGGCCGCACGAGCUCUUCGAGUCGUCGCACAUCGAGACGGCCAUCAACCUGGCCAUCCCGGGCCUCAUGCUGCGCCGCCUGCGCAAGGGCAACCUGCCCAUCCGCUCCAUCAUCCCCAACCACGCCGACAAGGAGCGCUUCGCCACGCGCUGCAAGGCGGCCACCGUGCUGCUCUACGAUGAGGCCACGGCCGAGUGGCAGCCGGAGCCCGGUGCCCCUGCCUCGGUACUCGGCCUGCUCCUGCAGAAGCUACGCGACGACGGCUGCCAGGCCUACUACCUCCAAGGUGGUUUCAACAAGUUCCAGACGGAAUACUCGGAGCAUUGUGAGACCAACGUGGACAGCUCCUCAUCACCUAGCGGCUCACCGCCCACCUCCGUGCUGGGCUUGGGGGGCCUGCGCAUCAGCUCCGACUGCUCCGAUGGCGAGUCAGACCGCGAGCUGCCCAGCAGUGCCACCGAGUCAGAUGGCAGCCCUGUGCCAUCUAGCCAGCCAGCCUUCCCGGUCCAGAUCCUGCCCUACCUCUACCUCGGCUGCGCCAAGGACUCCACCAACCUGGAUGUGCUCGGCAAGUACGGCAUCAAAUAUAUCCUCAACGUCACACCCAACCUGCCCAACGCCUUCGAGCACGGCGGGGAGUUCACCUAUAAACAGAUUCCCAUCUCUGACCACUGGAGCCAGAACCUCUCCCAGUUCUUCCCGGAGGCCAUUAGCUUCAUAGAUGAAGCCCGUUCCAAGCAGUGUGGCGUCCUGGUGCACUGCCUGGCAGGCAUCAGCCGCUCGGUGACAGUCACCGUGGCCUACCUGAUGCAGAAGAUGAACCUGUCCCUCAACGACGCCUACGACUUUGUCAAGAGGAAAAAGUCCAACAUCUCACCCAACUUCAACUUCAUGGGACAGCUGCUGGACUUUGAGCGGACGCUGGGGCUAAGCAGUCCAUGCGACAACCACGCCCCCAGUGAGCAGCUCUACUUCUCCACGCCCACCAACCACAACCUGUUCCCACUCAACACGCUUGAGUCCACGUGAGGCUGAGGAAUGCAUGGAUGCGUGCAGCAUUGGAGGGGAUCCUUCCAGCCUUCCGCAGGACCUGGCAGAGGCCCCAAGCCUGCUACCCCUGGCCUGAGGAAGCCACAGAAGUCACCUGUGACCAGAGGUCCAGGCCAAAUUCCCUGGCCAGUCUGUGGGACUGAGCUUUACGGGCAAGGCCACUAAAAGCAGGACCUGGUGGAGAGGCCUCAGCCUUCAGACACUUGGUUUGGGGCCCCGCAGGGCCUCGUCUUUGGCACCAGGACAUGCCAUUCAGCUGAUGGCCCGGCCAUUCUGGCUUUUUUAAAAGACCUAUCCAUGGACCUGAGUUUACUUUUUACUUUUGCCAGGUAAAUCCAAGCUCCCCAGAGCACGGGGAGUGUUCAAACUCUUCUGGAUUAUUUUCUUUCUCUCCUUCUUCCUUUCUUGCUUUCUUUUUUUUUUUUUAACAGAAAGUGUUAUUUUCAGGCUACAUGCAAACGUGGAUCAUAUAAAACAGUAUUUCAUCCCUAUCUUGAUCCUGCAAGAGAGAGUGAGAGAUAUAUUCCCAGUUUUGUUUCUCUUCCUAUUUCAAAAAGCAGCCAUUGGUGCGUUUUUGUUUUUGUUUCUAAUGGAAAAGACAAAUCCCGAGUUCUUGACCAAA